Messenger RNA from Oncorhynchus mykiss (rainbow trout), 7062 nucleotides. The record is from RefSeq and is a predicted model, not a curated record. NCBI's taxonomy places the organism in Eukaryota, Metazoa, Chordata, Actinopteri, Salmoniformes, Salmonidae.
GUAGACAGACGCAAAUUGGGAGCUGUUGGCCAGGGCGUAGUUAUCCUGAUAUUUAGUGAAAUUGUAGAAAGUCGUGUAUUUUUCUCCUCAAUAACACAUCUGGAAACACAUUCUAAUAAUCACAUUAUUCUAAAGUGAUAACCGAAUCAGUGUUUAUUUUUUGUAAAUGAGAUAAUUAUUUUGUUAGCUAGCUAUCCUUGUUAGCAUAGACGUCCAAGGGAAUUCUGCAGAGAAACAACUCAAAUUGUCUGAAUUCUGGAAACAUGGAGUCAACGAAAACUGCGCUCCGUUAAGUUCUGUGGAUGUUUGCAACCCGAAGGAGAUCUACAAGAAACGGUUCCUUAAGUCGUGAGGACUUCAUAUAUAUUCGCCGGGACACGUUUAUAAUUUUUGCUACGCUUGUUUUUGUGAAUUAUUUUUUGGGGAAUGACAUUCAGAAUUGUCGGAGCAUACGAAGCGAAGUUUUCUAGUUACUGAAAGUGAUCCCGUUUUCGUUGGUACAGUAGAUAGCUAGCUAGCCAUCGUUGGCCGAGACUCGGCAGCAAGGUACAGUAGUUAGCUGAUGUAUUCAUUCGGCUGAAUUUCAAUGAUUUACUUUGUUUCGUAGUCAACUAUCACUCUUAACUUUUAUGGAAAACGUAUAUUAUUGGACACGUUUCGAGUCUACUGGAGGAAAAGCCGUUGGAUUUUCCACUCCCUGGAGUUAACUAACCGCUAGCUAGCGUUCAAGCUAUCUGAAUUGAAGCUCCAACAAAUUUAGAGGGGCACAUUGGCUAGCAAGCUAAAUAGUGCAAUAGCUAGCUGGGGGGGGGGAAACAAUGCAUUUGCUAUAGCUAGCUGAUCAAGCUAGGAAUAUUACGUAGUUUGUUAUUUUGAUGCAAUAAUUACUAAUGGUUAUCUAGUUAAUUCCCAACACGGGUUUCAACUCAGACUUGUCGGUUUUUAGAAAUUCUCAUGGUCACGAGGGGCUGGCUGCUCGUCUACGGAUAAAGGCAAACCUGGAGGCUGGGAACACCAAAUGGGACUGACUCGAUUUUCAGCAUCUUCAUUUUUAUUUAUUUUUUAAGAUACGCUGGCUGUUACUACACCAGGCCCAGGUAAACUGGUUGUAUUUUCUAUAGGGCGGAAACAGUCUAGCCUGUAUCAAUAUUUUCCAAGGGAACAACGCAUCAUUGUCAAUAGGAACAUCAUCCCCGACCCUGGUGUCUUGUGCGAUAAAGUGGAGAACUGCACGACGUAAGACUAGGGCUUAUUAGAGGUCCUGAUUUAUCUCAAGAAAUUGCUACAGUAGCGAAAAUAGCAUUAUCGUCAGUGGCUUCACUGAAUACGUACCAUUUCACUGCACAUGAUUGCAAAACUCUUACAUUGAGGUAUUGAAUUCAGUAUUAGAACAUACCCAGACAUUUAUUUUUCACUGGCAGUCUAUCACCGACAAUUGAAGGUGUUUUCAUGACAUUGUUAUUUGGAGAUUCCGCUCUCAAUGUGGUUGAUUUUUGUUGUUGUUGAUGUCAUCACCUUUUUCAAUCAUCUCUUCAACAUAGACGGAUGUUAGGGGAGGGGUAUUCAAAGAGUCUGUCUUAUCAUACUUUGGAAAAUGAUAAUUGGAUAUAAAUCCCAGCAAAUCUAGAAACGGAAGCCCAAUGAGCGACACACAGUCCAGUAUCACUGAUAGGUUUUCCAAUAAAGCAAACAGCAGUAGCAUUCUCAGUAAAGACCACCCCCCUGACAAGAAACCCAAAAGUGAUAAACCGGCAGUCUCCUCUUCACAUGAGUUUGACCCUACAGAUGGAAAUGCCCAGAUGCUAGCUACAUUUGUUGAUGAUGUAAGCAUCCUUGAAAUAUCAUACGUUCUGGUGCAGAAGAGUGACUGUGUUCUAGUGGAGGGGAAGCCCGAGUCCUGUGGGCUUGUCCAGCGAUGUGUGAUCAUUCAGAAAGAUGAGAAUGGCUUUGGGCUGACGGUGAGCGGAGACAACCCAGUGUUUGUGCAGCUCGUCAAGGAAGAUGGCGCUGCAGAGCGUGCGGGUGUACAGACAGGUGACCGGAUCAUCAAGGUGAACGGGACCCUAGUAACACAUUCAAACCACGUGGAAGUAGUCAAGCUCAUCAAAUCGGGCUCCUAUGUGGCCCUCACAGUGUUGGGCCGACCCCCUGGGUUGCCCCAGAUCCCCCUAUCGGAGAGCGAGGCUAAGCUGGGGUUCCCGGGGCCCCAGGCUGGGUCGUCCCCUGUCUCCUCUCCAAGCGCUCCUGGACAGCCAACGGGGGAGCGCCCAUACAGCCCCCAUGACCGCAUCACCUCUCCUCUACCGAUAUGGGAAGAGAACAACAGCGUACACAGCCAAAAGGUGGACAUCCUGCAGAAGAUGUUGUCCAAGGAGCAACAAGAUUUGCAGGCAAUGAAGGAGGAGUACAGCAGGAAUCCGACGCCAAAACUACUGAAGGACAUCCAGGAAGCCAAGAAGCACAUUCCACAGCUGCAGUGGCAGCUCAGUAAGGCCACUGGAGGAGCACAGGAUGCUCUGCAAUUGGGUGACGGAGAUGACGGUAGCAUGGUGGACAUGGACCACACCCCUUCCUCCAGGGGAGACAGUAGCAAUGACCUCUCGUGGAGCAGCAGUACCAUGUCCCCUGUUCUCCGCAGUUUUGCACCUGCUUCCCCGGAGAGCCUGUGCCAAAGAGACAUGUUGUCCUACCACAGCCCAAAGAGCACGCCCCGAGACAGCUUCAACUCCUGCCACUCCCCCGACCCAGAAGACACUCCAGACCUGGACUCGCUGUCCCCCUCUGCUGUAAACAGCCCUUCCUCACGCUUCGUCUCCCAGAUCAUUGGAGCUGAGGACGACUACUUUGACUCUGAUCAAGAACAGGUCAAUGGCCAGUGCAGCUGUUUCCAGAGCAUGGAGCUGCUCAAGUCCAGACCUGCCCACCUGGCAGCUUUCCUGCAUCACGUUGUCUCGCAGUUUGACCCUGCACCGCUGCUCUGCUACCUCUUCGCUGACCUGUGCAAGCAAACUAACUCCAAAGAAACCAGACGGGUGUUCAUGGACUUCCACAACUUCUUCAUUGACCGGGGAGCUAAUUUAAAAGUAGCUGUUCCCGAGUCCAUCUCCUCUGACCUUGACCGGCGGAGGACGGAGCUGAUCCCCGAGGAGCAGAACAGACAGUUAGUCCAGAUGAUGCAGGACACCCUGCUCCCUGACAUCCAGAGGAACCUGGAGGACUUCAGGCAGAAGCGCAGUAUGGGCCUAACCCUGGCUGAGGGGGAACUGGCCCGGCUGGACACUGAGCGCGUCAGAGACCGGGUAGCACUGGAGAGAGAACGCUCCUGUGCUGAAAACAUCAUCACCAAGAUCGAGGAUGUCCUGUUGACAACCCAAUCCACAGAGGAGGAGAAAUGCACUACUAUGCAGUAUGUCAUCCUCGCGUACAUGAAGCGCCUUGGAGUGAAAGUCAAAGAGCCACGGGGCCUAGAGUUCAAAAGGGUCCGCCUGAACUUCCUCCCCAAGAUCAAGAAGAGCGUCAAGACCGAGAAGGAGGGAGGGGAGGAGAAGGUGAAACGAACCAGGUUUCCCAGCAUCCUCGGACCUCCGCGCCGGCCCAGCCGCGUCGACCCCACGUCCAUCGGCAAGGCCAUGGAUCUCAACAAGCCGCGGCCCCAGAAGCAGCUGUCCCAGCCCUGCCUGGGGGCCGUGGAGCACCUGGAGGCGGGUCGCCUGACGGCCAGUCAAUCCAGCGAGGGCUCAGAGCUCACACAUUCCUCCAAUACUAACGCCACCUCGCCAACCAACAGCACCACCAACAGCCACGCCUCAGACGGAGGCAGCAGAGACUCUGAGUUUGUUCUGACCCCGAACUCUGCCUUCCUCAAACUGAGCGAGGGUCUUGGAGACCUGGACAGUCUACAGUACACUCCAAACACACACUUUGACUAUAGCCUGAGCCCAUACAGCCUGGACCAGCUGCAGGAGGAGGACAGGGAGAGCAGGAUCCUUGAAGGAACACCCAAGUCUAUCAGAAGGUUGGAUGGCCUUGGUUCUACGGAGGUGCAGAGUGAAGACGACCAAGGAGGCACGGACUCUGAGCACGACCCUCUCAACUGGCAGCAGCUGGUGGGACGUGAGGUCCUGGCUGGACUCGGGGCCCACGAGAUCAAGAGACAGGAAGUCAUUAACGAGCUGUUCUACACUGAGAGGGCCCACCUGCGGAUGCUCAAAGUGCUGGACAACAUCUUCUACCAGAAGCUCACCAGAGAGGCCAUACUGCCUCCUGCCGACAUCAAGAACAUCUUCACCAACCUGGGAGACAUUGUUCAACUGCAUGUUUUGAUAUCUGAGCAAAUGGCAACAAUCCGGAAGAGGAACGAGACGUCCGUAAUCGACCAAAUAGGAGACGACUUGCUGUCCUGGUUCAGCGGGGGCGAGGAGGAGAAGAUCAAGCAGGCGGUGGGCACGUUCUGCAGCAACCAGCCCUUUGCUCUGGAGCUCAUCAAGAGCAGGCAGAAGAAGGACUCGCGCUUCACCUCCUUCAUGCAGGAGGCUGAGAGUAACCGACUGUGUCGAAGACUCCAACUGAAGGACAUCAUUCCCGUGGAGAUGCAGAGGCUCACCAAGUACCCUCUCCUACUGGAAAACAUCGCCAAGUACACAGAUGACACCAUGGAGAAGGACAAGGUAAAGAAGGCAGGCGACUGCUGCAGGAAGAUUCUCAACCACGUCAACCAAGCGGUGAAGGAGUCUGAAAACAAACAAAGGCUGGAGGACUACCAGAGGCGGCUAGACCUCUCGUCUCUGAAGCAGACGGAGAACCCCAUGAUUACAGAGCUCAAGAACCUGGACUUGACCAAGAAGAAGAUGAUCCACGAGGGACCACUGUCAUGGAAGGUCAACAAGGACAAGACUAUUGAGCUGUACACCCUGCUCUUGGAGGACAUCCUGGUGCUGCUGCAGAAGCAGGACGAGCGGCUCGUCCUCAAGUGCCACAGCAAAAACCUGUCGGGCACCGCCGACACCAAGCACAUCUUCAGCCCCAUCAUCAAGCUCAACGCGGUGCUGGUGCGCUCUGUGGCCACAGACAACAAGUCGUUCUUUGUUCUCUCAAUGUCGGACAACGGGGCACAGAUCUACGAGCUGAUGGCCCAGACCGUAUCAGAGCAGAGAAUGUGGCAGCGGCAGAUCACCCAGAGAGCGGACGCCAUGAAAGUGAAGCCGCACAGCGGCAUCCACUUACCUCGAACGGAUGUGGAGAUCAUCGCUGCAGACGUAGCCCGACUCGGUAAGGACCCGGACCGCAUCUCCUCUGGAAGCAGCCAGUCUAUAGAUAAAGAGUGCAGCGCUGCCUCUGGUGGCGUGAUGCAGACCUCUCUCCCAGAUGCCAAGUCCUUUCUAGGACUCAAGCCCGAAGAGGAGGAGCCCAGCCGGGAGGAGGGGCUUUACGAGGACCCGGACCUUGCAGAUAGGCUGCCCUUCCGCAUGGCCGUAGACGGGUUCAGCGAAUCGGACGGGCUGGGCUUCAGUCCUUCUAGGGCUGACGAUGCCUUAAAGACAUUGUCGGCGCUGAAGCAGGUCCUGGUGACCCAGCUCAUGUCGCAGGAGGACGGCGAGCGUGCUGGGCGCUCCUCCUCGGGGGGUGGGCGUCUUCUCAGGACCACGUCCCUGAGGACCCCCGUGGACAGCCGUGCCCGGGUGGCUGUGCAGAAAGGCUCCGGGAUGUGCACCCAGGCCAGCCACCCUGAGGACCCGGCUCAGGACCUGGUGUCAGGGGACACGGGUUUCUUUGAGUCCCCCGAGGAUUAUGCAGGGUACCUGGUCCUGGAGGGCUACGGGGGCUCGGGGGAGAGCAGCACGGACGAUGACCUCCAGGCCACCGGGAAGCAGCUGAGCGCCUCGCGGGGCUGCGGGGCAGGAGACUCUGGGAUCAGCCUGAGGUUCUCCUCUGCCUCACAGGCAGGUAGCAUCUCCAGCUUCAGCCGACAGGUCCUGUCCCACCUCCGCAAUCUGCAGACCAACCUCAACCACCUCAAGGAGGUAGAGGCCAAGUAUCACAGUCUACUACGCCAGAGGCCGGCCAGGUCAUCGACGGACACGGACAUCAACAAAGAUAAAAGAUAGUCGUGGAACGUCAGCCCCUUCCCCUCCCAGGCCUCUGCAUCAGGCCGUAAGGGAGACGGUGAAGAUGGAAGGGUUGAUUUCUUGCCUCCCUGCUGUCUCAUUGACCUGGAUGUCCUCUUAGCUUGUCCAUUCAACUGCUGAGUACCCUCUUCCUCCUCCCACCGUGGUUCUCCCCGAGAGACUGAGCAUGAGCGAGAGACAGUUUGAGGAAGGGGGGGUUUCCUUUGGAUUUCUCCUCCCGCACCUCUCCGUCAGCACAAGGCAAUCAGGGAAGAGGGACUGUCCCGAAUCCAGCCCCCCCCACCACCCCCACCCCUGCGUGUCCCCACCCCAAUUGCUGUGGGUCGCCCUGUCUCCCCUCCCAUUUCUCUCUACUCCUUGUCAUCCCUGCAAGAAGGAGAACUGCACCAAAAUGUACAAAGCCAUGUGUUUAGGAUAUAUAUUAAACACAAAAAGAAGCGACAACUGAAAGGAACAUUUUAAGAUAAUGUAUUAUGUGUUUUUGUUUUUUUAUCCCAUGAUGUAUUUAUUUUCUCUCUUGUGGUUUCCCAUGUUGCUUGCAUGUUUUUUUUGUGGGCUGUUUCGACCUCCUUUUAGGCUGCUCCACCCAUAUCACACUAUCCUAUCCUUAAUGAACAUGAAUAAUACGAGUGGGUAUAGAGUCACAUUUUGCGUGGAGCCCUCAUAGGAUGGUGUUUAAGCAGCAUGGAAAAGUCAGGGGCUCUGUCCUGGUCCUCAGUGUAUUUUUUACAACUGGUCUAAAACUCAUCCCUUCUACUUCUGUUGGUAAUCAUGUCUGGUUUCCCCUCCCUGUGCCCGCCCAUGCUACUGCUGAUGUGCCAGUGAUCUGACAAUUCUAGCUGAUAAUGUCAUAAAAUUCACACACAAACUAUCAAGUUGGAAGGUUAUGCAUAACUUUAAUUAAAAAAAAAUGCCAUGACACAUUUCUCAACCUAAA